Molecule: messenger RNA, 3298 nt
Organism: Xyrauchen texanus (razorback sucker)
Lineage: Eukaryota; Metazoa; Chordata; Actinopteri; Cypriniformes; Catostomidae
Gene: immt
Product: inner membrane protein, mitochondrial (mitofilin)
Exons: 15
Coding region: 142-2439 (765 amino acids)
Biological process (GO): cristae formation
Cellular component (GO): MICOS complex
Source: RefSeq, a predicted model, not a curated record
CCAGAGAGCUGGUCUGCGGGAGCUAGCCUACAGUGUGCUGGGGCAGAAUUGCAGUUGAGGUUGAUCACUUUAUAAUGUUUUGCUGAAUCGGAUCGCAUAUUCUCAUCCUAAAUCCAACACUCAGAAACAGAAGGGGCAAGCAUGCUGCGCGUCUGUUGGAAAGGGGCUCAUGCAGCGGCGCGGCAAUGUGUGUGUGGUAAAGUGACGACCUAUCCAUUGCAGCACUGCCGCAGAUACACCGCCACUGGAGACUCCGGAUCUACUGCUGGGAAAAUUGUGGCUGCCAGUCUUUUAACCAUUGGUGGAGGUCUUGGUGGUACAAUCCUUUACUCCAAAUGGGACCCCAAAUUUCGGGCAAAUGUAGAGAAGAACGUUCCCUACUCUGAUCAACUAUUUGAAAUGACACUCGGCCCACCUCCUCCACUCGUCCCUUUACAAAAGAAACUGGGAAAGAUUGAACCCCUGCAAAUAUCUUCAUUACCAGAAGUUACUAAGGAGUCAAAGCAGCCCAGAGCCAAAGUAAAGAAGCCUGACCCAGCACCAGUGGGAGCUCUACCUGCCAUACAGGAAGCUCCAGCACCAGCCACACAGACACUAGAGGAAGCCUCCGCCUCAGCAGCUCAUAUUAUUUCAGCUAUGAGCGAGGUACCCUCUGUUCCCGCGCCAGGCACAAGCGAUGAAACCCCACAUGGAGCCCCAGUCUCCCCCGGCAGCGUACCAUCCAAGUCUGAAGAGUGUAAGGAGUGCUCCCAUCAUGAGCCUGAGCCGAAGGAGAGACCAGUAGAGGAAGUGACCGCUCGACUGGCUGAACAGGACAAAGCUGAGCAAAAUGCUCUGGCAGCUCUGACUGCUGAACUGGAGGAAACACUGGGCAGUUCAGCGAAGGUCACACUGCAGGCCAUCGGAGCUCAGGAGGCCGCACUUUCCGCCAUCGCCACACACACACACCAACUCAAAGACGCAAUGGACUCCCAGAGCCCUCCUGAUGAGAAGUCAGCUCAGUGGAGAGCACUAAAUGAGGCUCUGAGUGAGAGGACCCGAGCCAUGGACGAGGCUGGAGAAGUCCUAUUUAAAGCCAAAGGAGAGCUCGAGAAACUUCGUGGAGUGAUCAACAGCGCUAAGGAAUCUAAGAUUGACUCAGCAAGACCGCAUAUCCUGGCCGCGGAGGAGAACUUGCACAGCAUGAUUGUGGAUCUGGAUAAUGUUGUAACCAAGGUGCAGACGGCGCAGUCGGAGGCGAAGAUCGUUUCUCAGUACAGUGAGCUGGUGAAUGAGGCCAAAGCUCAGUUCCAAAAGGAACUCGCCAGCAUCACACCUGAGAUCCAGGCCAACUGGAAAGGACUCACGGGAAAGCUGAGCGCUGACGAUCUGAACUCUUUGAUCGCCCAUGCUCACCGGCGCAUCGAUCAGCUGAACCGCGAGCUGGCAGAGCAGCGGGUGAGGGAGCAUAUCCACAUCGAGACAGCUCUAGAGCAACAGAAGCUGGAGAAUAAGAAAACUCUAGAGAGAGCCGUGGUCUCUGCCAUAGAGCACAGCCGUGAAGACAUGAGACUCGAGCAGGAGAAGAAGGUGCAGGAGAUGCGUGAAGUGAUGGAGGCUGAGAUGAGGACACAACUGCGUCGUCAGGCUGCUGCACACACCGAUCACCUGCGGGACGUGCUGAAGGUUCAAGAACAAGAACUACGCGAAGAUGCCCAGGAGAUUCUGAACAGUAAGAUGAUGGAGCAGGAGACUCAUUACCGCAGGCUGACUCAAGAACAGCUGGACACCUUUACUCUGGACAUGAACGCAGCUUACGCCCGGCUGAAGGGCAUCGAGGAGGCCAUAGACAGUCAUGUGAUUGCUGAAGAGGAGGCCCGUAAAGCUCAUCAGCUGUGGCUGUCUGUGGAGGCUUUGAACUAUACUCUAAAGUCAGCAGGUGCUGAUUCCCCCACCGAGCCUUUAGAGGGCGCUGUAUAUGCCAUUAAAGAGAGCUGUGCGGAAAAUGAGUUCGCUCAGGCAUUGGCCACAGCAAUUCCCGAAGAGUCUCUCAACCGAGGGAUCUACAGUGAAGCUUCACUACGCGCACGUUUCUACGGCAUCCGCCGGCUCGCACGACGCGUGGCACUCAUUGACGAAACGCGUAACAGCCUUUACCAGUACUUCCUGUCGUACAUACAGUCCGUCCUUUUGUUUGAGAGAGAGCAGGAGGUGCCACCUGCUAAACUAGCACCCGAAGAUCUCGACACUUUCAAGCUGCUUGCCUAUGCUACUUACAGCAUCGAGCAUGGCGACCUGGAACUUGCCGCUAAAUUCAUCAACCAAUUGCGUGGCGAGUCACGCUUUGUGGCACAGGACUGGCUCAAAGAAGCCCGGCUCACACUUGAAACAAAGCAGGUUAUCAGCCUGCUAUCAGCAUAUGCUAAUGCUGUGGGAUUGGGUACCACACAGGCUCCUUAGCCUCACCCACUAUUGGCCACGCCCACCCUGUGGAGACCCAUGUCAAUUAUGAGGAGUGUCACUUGACCUCUAUUAAAGGAAUCAUUCACCUAAAAAAUGGAUAUUUAAAUUCUGAUAUAAUUUACUCACCCUUGUGUCAUUCCAAACUUUCGUUCCAAUGUUUCUUCUGUCGUAGCUCGCAUCUAGCCUGUGCUGGUGACCAGAUUCAAAAAUGGCCUGACAGCAUGAUAGAUGCUAAAAUGGCUUUAGAUUCAGUGUAGUAACUAGACGCAACUUGCCAUUUUUUUAAUCUGCAUUCAAAUGCGGCUUGACGCUAGCUUUGGCGGAGAACGAUUAUCAGUGAAUAAAGGUGUAAAUUUCAGUCUGUAAUGUAAUGACAGCAUUUCCAUUUUUGAGUGAACUAUUCCUUUAAUGGAACCUGCUGCUCCUCAGAUUAAUUUAUAAAUAUGUUGCGUGCCAGCCAAAUUAUUUUUUUAAAUUAUUAUUAUUUGUCCAAAGCACUUUUGCAGGAAGUCUCUGUUCUUAAAGCAAUUCUUAAGUGGCCUAACAUCCAGACCAUCCAGUGUGAAUGUCUGAAUGUACCUCACAUGCGGAAAAUGGAUCUCAAGGGUUUAACUGCAGUUGGCAAUGGCACUCCCCAGUGUAUAUGACGCACCUGAUACUGGUUAGUAAAACGUGUGCAUUUAGCAGCUAGAGCGGCCUGUCGGGAGCAUGAAACUAACCUGUUCACUGUUUGAAAAUUCACAUGCUAUGCUUCAGAUUCACAGGUAUAUUUACUUUUUGUUUAUUAACCAGACUGUUGAGAAUAAUCAGUCCUUCUCUAAUUCAGUAUUGGACAUCAAUAAAUCAUGGUUGUUGA